CCGCGACCCGUGGAAUUGUUAUCGUGUUCACGACAAAGGCAGAAACGCAGCGUGUGAAAAAAUAUCUUCUACCACCUACCCCCAAAUCUCUCACUCUCGCCGACGGCAAAACAUCGAAUUUUCUAGAAAUCCUCUCAGUUUUUACUCCUGCAAUGGCGACGGCAACAGCAGCUAAGCUCGAAAACCUUAAUAUUCCUACAGAUCUCAAUUCAACCCCGCCGACACCCGAAGAUUCACCGUCGAAUCAGCUGCCGCCGUCUUCCGGCGGAGGAGGCGACGAACCGGAGGGUAAACUGGCGGACGGGGUGGAGGCAAAGGCUGCCGAUGUGGACGGAGGCGGUGCGGCUACUGAUAUUCAGAAGAAGAUGAAGCGUGCGGAGCGGUUCGGAAUGCCGGUAAAUCUCUCCGAGCAGGAGAAGCGUAACUCUCGAGCCGAGAGGUUUGGCACUGCUCCUGGUAUCGAUGUCGUAGAUUCAUCAAAGUCAUCUGAGGAGCUGAAAAGAAAGGCUAGAGCAGAGAGGUUUGGGAUUGUGCAAUCUGCCCCAGCUAACGACGAUUCAAAGAAGAAGGCUAGACUUGCCAGGUUUGCGCCCGCUCCUCAGGCUGAUCCCGCAGAGGAGGACAAAAAGAAAGCAAGAGCACUCAGGUUUUCACAGCCGGACUCUAAUUCAAAGGCAAAUGGGAAGGGGGAUAUUGAGGUGAAAACAGCUAUUGCUGACAAGGCUGGUGGUGGAACCUAGAUCAACUAUCGUCUACGAUCUAUUGAUGGUAGGUUAGAGUGUUUAACUUCUCAAUCCCCCCUUACUUUCAUGCUGACUCCCUGAUACGGAUUACAUUAUGGCUGUCUUUUUGCGUAACCUUAAUUUUCAUGUACGAGGAACUAUCGUUUGCUCUAGUUGCAGACUCGGUUAUGGUUUCCUGGUGAGACCUUGGACAAUUGACAGAUACCUCCUUUUUGUGCUUCAUCUAUCUUUCUGUUUCUUCUUUCUGUUGACUUAGCUGCUAAUGUAGGUUUGACUGACUUCUUCAUGAACUUAGUUUGUGUUUUGAAAUCUUUUGGUGCAUGUUAGUCCUUAGCUUCAAGUUGUGGUAACCUCAUGUAUGAGACUAAGCUUCUUAAAAGGCCAUGAUGAUCACUUGUCGUAGAUUGUUAAUUCUUUUUGUGGUAGAAUAUUCUGACCUAUUUCAAAAAAAAAAAAAUUCGGUUGUGUUUCGAUUUUCUCAUGGAUUAGCUGUCUUCAUGGUAAGAAUUACAUCAAAUGGUUAGUUUCCAUUGGCAAUAUACAUACUGGAAUUGUAUAGUUUUUAUGCCACAAUGAGAAAUAUGCUGAAAGAAAAAAAAAUAUAUCAGUGUUUUGGUGCCUGUGUUUGAUUAUUCUAAUCUAUGUGGUAGUUAAAUAUUAUCGUGAAGUAGUUUAAUAUUGUUAGUCUUUUGAGAUACAUUGCUGCUCGGGAGGUGUUUGUCAAUUGCUUAUGGUCUCACCAGAUGAAUCUGUUAGGGUUCUGCGACGUUCAGAAAUCAAUACUCGUACUUUUGACUGGAUAUACUUUUGCGAGUUCAUUUUGUUUAUUUGGGUAGUUAUAUUUUUAUGUAGUUCCUGAAUUUUGUAAACGUCUAAUGAAUUGAUUUGGAAUCCUUAUAAUCAUGAAUUGAUUGACCUCUAUAUUUGUAUGAUGUUUUGCUUUGGAUA
This is a messenger RNA of Erythranthe guttata (spotted monkey flower), 1691 nucleotides long. RefSeq lists its product as uncharacterized. Gene Ontology annotation, cellular component: nucleus. Gene Ontology annotation, biological process: poly(A)+ mRNA export from nucleus. The record is from RefSeq and is a predicted model, not a curated record. Lineage: Eukaryota; Viridiplantae; Streptophyta; Magnoliopsida; Lamiales; Phrymaceae.